UCGCGAUGACUUAAGAGUUGCGGGAGCUCGAAGGCAUGUCCUCCUGGCCGGGGCGGUCCGGGAGCCGCCUGGACAGACAGCAGGAGCGCGAUGUGCGCGAGCUUAUCCGGCGUGUCACUGGCCUUGAGGACGAGGCGGACCCCAACUUCCAGCUGGCCCUCAACUUCGCCUGGUCCAAUUUCAGAUUUCAUCGUUUCUUAGAUGUCAACAGCCACAAAAUAGAAAAGACCAUAGAAGGAAUUUAUGAAAAAUUCAUCAUUCAUUCUGAUCUCAACAAAGCUGCUAGUUGGAAAAGAUUAACUGAGGAAUUUCUAAAUGCAUCCCUUCCCAGCGUAGAGGAAAUAAAGACAGAAACACAUUACUCCAUACUAUCGCUCCUCCUGUGUCUGUCUGAUUCUCCUUCAAACAGCAAUUAUGUGGAAACACCAAAAGAAAAAGAAGUUGAAAAGAAAGAUGAUUUUGACUGGGGAAAAUACUUGAUGGAUGGGGAAGAAGUUGACCUCGGUCCAAAUGUGGACACACCAAAUUGGUCUGAAGACAGUGAUGAUGAAGAUGCCCAACAGCCCUUAAGCAGAGAAGAUUCUGGGAUCCAGGUAGACAGGACCCCAUUGGAAGAACAAGAUCAAAGCAGAAAAGUGGGACUUCAAGUCAGCUGGAAAGCAGAAGAGCCAGAUGACAGAAGCUGGCUGGAACAGCAUGUGAUCCACCAGUACUGGAUAACCAGGCCCUCAAGGAUUCCACAUAGUUUACAUUUGCAUUCCAAUUUAGCUGCUGUCUGGGAGCAACAUCUGUAUAGCAGUGAUCCCCUGUAUUUUCCAGAUGACAGAAUUUUUGUUACUGAGACGCAAAUUAUUCGGGAAACCCUAUGGUUACUUUCAGGAGUGAAAAAGCUCUUUAUAUUUCAAUUGACAGAUGGGAAAGUCACUGUGAGAAAUAAUAUUAUAGUAACCCAUUUAACACAUAGCUGUUUACAGUCUGUGCUGGAACAAAUAGCAGAGUAUGGCCAGGUUGUGUUUCGACUCCAGGAGUUUAUUGAUGAAGUCAUGGGACACAGCUCUGAAAGCCUAUUACCUGGAGGGAGUUCUGUACCAAAGAAGUCCACUGAUGCUCCCUUCAGAACCUAUCAGGCUUUCAUGUGGGCUCUGUACAAAUACUUCAUUAGUUUCAAGGAGGAACUUACAGAGAUUGAGAAGUGCAUCAUCAAUAAUGAUACCACGAUCACUCUUGCAAUAGUAGUGGACAAGUUGUCACCUCGAUUGGCUCAGCUCAAGGUUCUGCACAAGGUGUUCAGUACUGGAGUAGCAGAAGUGCCGCCCGACACCCGGAAUGUUGUUCGGGCAUCUCACCUGCUCAAUACCCUGUAUAAGGCCAUCCUUGAAUAUGACAGUGUUGGAGAAGCUUCUGAGCAAACUGUCUCCCUCCUGUUCUCCCUAUGGGUGGAAACAGUGCGGCCCUACCUUCAGACUGUUGAUGAAUGGAUUGUACACGGGCACCUAUGGGACAACGCCAAGGAGUUCAUCAUACAGAGAAACAAAAAUGUUCCAGUAAACCACAGAGACUUCUGGUAUGCAACUUACACAUUGUACAGCGUAUCAGAAAAGACAGAAAAUGAAGAAAAAAUGAGCGACAAUGCUAGUGCGAGUUCUGGCAGUGACCAAGGUCCCUCCAGUAGGCAACACACCAUGGUGUCUUUCCUCAAGCCUGUCCUGAAGCAGAUCAUCAUGGCUGGCAAGUCAAUGCAGUUGCUGAAGAAUCUGAGGUGUGCAGAGAGUACCACAUGCCAGGCAGCAGCCAGAGAUGCAGAAAGAAAAAGCUUGCACACCCUCUUUCUAGAAUCUGUACAGUCACGUCUUCGACGUGGAGAAGAUUCCACCCCACAGGUCCUUACGGAGCCACAGACAGCCACAAAGAACCUAACGAAGAUGCAGUCCAUUGCUGAACGGCAUUUGGAGCUGGAUGAUGACCAAGACCCACUGCUAGCUGUUAACUUUGCAAGGUUGUAUUUGGAGCAGAGUGACUUUCAUGAGAAAUUUGCUGGUGGUGAUGUAUGUGUGGAUAGAUCUUCAGAAUCUGUGACAUGCCAGACUUUUGAAUUGACACUGAGGUCUUGCCUCUAUCCUCAUAUUGAUAAGCAGUACCUACAUUGCUGUGGAAAUCUCAUGCAAACUCUAAAACAAGAUUACAGGCUGGUAGAAUACUUGCAGGCCAUGAGGAAUUUUUUCUUAAUGGAAGGUGGAGAUACCAUGUAUGACUUCUACACUUCAAUCUUUGAUAAAAUAAGAGAAAAGGAAACCUGGCAGAAUGUGUCUUUUCUAAAUGUCCAACUCCAAGAAGCAGUAGGUCAGCGUUAUCCUGAAGAUAGUGCACGUCUGUCUAUAUCUUUUGAAAAUGUUGACACAGCUAAGAAGAAAUUACCAGUCCAUAUCUUAGAUGGUCUGACCCUAAGCUACAAGGUUCCGUGGCCUGUAGACAUUGUGAUAAGUUUAGAAUGUCAGAAGAUUUAUAAUCAGGUCUUUCUUCUCCUGUUGCAAAUAAAAUGGGCAAAAUAUAGUCUGGAUGUUUUACUUUUUGGUGAACUAGCCAGUUCUACUGCAGAGAAACACCAAGAUAAAGAAGGCCAACGUGAACAAGACACAGUUGCUCAAAUUGGCCUGCAGAAGAAACCAGUAGGACAGCAGAUCCAUCGCAUGUUCCUCUUAAGAGUGAAGCUCAUGCAUUUUGUGAACAGUUUACACAACUACAUCAUGACCAGGAUUCUCCAUAGUACAGGGCUGGAGUUUCAGCACCAAGUCGAAGAAGCCAAGGAUUUAGAUCAGUUGAUUAAAAUUCACUACAGAUACUUAUCAACUAUCCACGACCGAUGUCUCCUGAGAGAAAAGGUCAGCUUUGUGAAAGAAGCAAUCAUGAAGGUGUUGAACUUGGCUCUCAUGUUUGCAGAAGGCUGGCAGGCAGGCCUGGGAGCUUGGCAAAUGGAAUCUAUAGAGAAAAUGGAGUCUGAUUUUAAAAACUGCCACAUGUUUCUUGUAACCAUUUUAAACAAAGCAGUCUGUAGAGGAUCUUUUCCCCACUGUAAGUACACUAUCUUACAAGGUGAUUGUGUUUCAGUUUUCUUGUAGCUAAGUCUAUAUGUCAUUGUUUGAUAUUGACCCCCUGGAAGAACUGG
Molecule: messenger RNA, 3163 nt
Organism: Dipodomys ordii (Ord's kangaroo rat)
Lineage: Eukaryota; Metazoa; Chordata; Mammalia; Rodentia; Heteromyidae
Gene: Tubgcp5
Product: tubulin, gamma complex associated protein 5
Exons: 22
Coding region: 36-3116 (1026 amino acids)
Biological process (GO): cytoplasmic microtubule organization; spindle assembly; mitotic cell cycle
Cellular component (GO): gamma-tubulin complex; spindle pole; equatorial microtubule organizing center
Molecular function (GO): gamma-tubulin binding; microtubule minus-end binding
Source: RefSeq, a predicted model, not a curated record